UUUGAGACACCUAACAGACUCCUCCCGACAUUCGUGCUCUCUCUCUCUCUCUCUCUCUCGCCCUUCCCAUUUAUAUAUAUUUUCACACUACAAAUUUACUCAACACCCACGCCAAUUACCUCUUCCUCCCUCUCCUUCCACACCUGCAGUUUCAGAGAAAGAGAGUAAAACACACAACCUCUUUCUGUUUCGUCAUUCAAUUUUGAUCCUCCCUCUGAAACGAAAUAUUCUCGAAGAAGUAGAGAGAGAAACUGCGUCAAAUAUGAACGGUUUUGAUUCUCCCAAUCAGGAGUCAAUAAAGAGAAGAUGGCAAGAUGUUAACAGAGUUUCCACCCUACACUCUACUAGACUUGUGUCUACCGCUGUUCCGCCUUCUUCUUCGCCGUUUAUGCCGAAUGGUGUGAUGAGGUCGUCGGCCCCGGGGCGAGUAUUUCCUGGCUUCGACGAUGAGGAUCUGGUGUCUGCUGUGGUUCCGGCGGUGACGGUGGUGCUGGAAGGCCGUUCGAUCUGUCAGCGCAUCAGUCUCCAUCAGCAUGCAAGCUACCAGAGUCUGGCUAAAGCGCUGAGACAGAUGUUUGUGGAUGGUGCUGAUCAUGCCACGUCAGACGUCACAGAAGAAGAUGAUGAUCUGAAUCUUUUGAAUGCUGUUCCUGGUCACCUUGUUGCCUACGAAGAUAUGGAAAAUGACCUUCUUCUCGCCGGUGACCUCAACUGGAAGGAUUUUGUUCGUGUGGCAAAGAGAAUUCGGAUAUUGCCGGUGAAGGGGAAAACAAGGAAGGGAAGAGAAGAAUGGGCGUAGAUCGGGAGCUGCUUGUGUCUUGGGAAUCAAAUUAAAAUUAAUUAAUAUAUAAAAAUAUAAUUGAAAAAAAAAAAAAAACGAAAUUAAGAAGUUGAAUUUGGUAAU
Carica papaya (papaya) is the source of this 904-nucleotide messenger RNA. RefSeq names its product indole-3-acetic acid inducible 33 (gene IAA33). NCBI's taxonomy places the organism in Eukaryota, Viridiplantae, Streptophyta, Magnoliopsida, Brassicales, Caricaceae. Gene Ontology annotation, biological process: regulation of DNA-templated transcription. The record is from RefSeq and is a predicted model, not a curated record. Gene Ontology annotation, cellular component: nucleus.